This is a messenger RNA of Mesorhabditis spiculigera, 2667 nucleotides long. The record is from the annotation of a GenBank genome assembly. Lineage: Eukaryota; Metazoa; Nematoda; Chromadorea; Rhabditida; Rhabditidae.
AUGGAAUCGUUAACCGCUCAAUUGGAAACGGCCUUCGACUCAAAACCGGCAAACGAGAUCCGAAAUGUUUGUCUCAUCGCCCACGUUGACCAUGGGAAAACGACAUUUGCUGACUCGCUAGUAACGACAAAUUCCAUCAUUUCAACUCGGCUGGCGGGGAAACUACGGUAUAUGGAUAGUCGACCAGAUGAACAGGAACGAGGGAUCACUAUGAAAGCUUCCGGAGUGUCAUUAUUGUAUGGCCCUCUUCUGGUAAAUCUAAUUGAUUCGCCCGGUCAUGUCGACUUUUCGUCGGAAGUGUCUUCGGCAUUGUUGUUAUCGGAUAUUGCGCUACUUUUAGUGGAUGUGGUGGAAGGCGUCUGCUCGCAAACGCACAGUCUCAUGAGACAAGCCAUCCAAAAUGGUCAAUCUAUUAUCUUGGUGCUAAACAAAAUGGAUAGAUUAAAGAUCGAUUUGAAAAUGGAACCGGCGGAGGCUUACCAGCAUAUUGUUCGCCUGUUGGAGGCUGUCAAUUCAUCGCUCAGCCAAUUUGUUUCCUACCUGGCAUUAGAAGAAGAUACGUGGGAUGAUCUUGAGGCACUCGAGCAGAAAGUUCAUUUCGACCCACAAAGGGGAAAUGUUCUGUUCGCCUCCGCCAUCUAUGGUUAUGCUUUUGGCGUCGACGAAUUUGCCGACAUCUGGGCUCCAAAAUUGAAGUUGGAUAAAGUCGAGUUGGCGAAGCAUUUAUUUGGCGAUUUUUGGAUUGGAGGUGGGAAGAUACAGACGGAUGCCGCGCAUCGAGGCAAGAAGACGCUCUUCGAACAGUUGGUGCUCGAGCCGCUGUGGUCAUUGCAUGAUUGCGCUCUGAUUCAAGGGGAUCUGGAUAAGAUGAUUACACUUGCUGGCAAGUUAGGAUUGACCGUAAAAACAAAACGCCUUCCGGAUGCGUUUAACGAAUUGAUGCGCACCUGGCUGCCACUUCCAUCAGCAUGCUUCCGAGCAUGUGCUCGCGGAACGUCUGCAUUGAAUGCUUUCAAAGAUCCACAUCGAAUUGAUGCAUUGAGCGCCCCUGCCCAUCCACUCCAUAAUGCCAUCCGUGAUUGCCAAGCAUCUGGACCUACCAUUGCUUUCGCCGCCAAAUUUAUUCGCCAAGAAAACCAAUCCUAUACGAUUUUGAGGGUGCUCAGCGGAAAAAUUUCUAAGGGCGAUGAGCUCUUCGUAUCUACACGAAAAAUGCGGGCAACGGGUGAUGAAGCUCUCCAAACUACCAUUGAGGAGGUCUACUUUCUGCGCGGUCGUGAGAUGGUUCGGACGAAGACCGCUGUAGCUGGCACGAUUUGUGCCGUUCGGGCGUCAAAUUUGGUUCAAAACGUGACGUUGAGCUCGAUUGCUGUGGAUGAAGGGCUGCGAAUCGGAUUCGAAAUGGGAGAACCGCUUGUUAGGGUGAGCAUCACCUCGAAGGAGCUCGAACAGAUCAACGAGUUGAAAGAAGCGCUACGAACUCUGGUGCUGCUCGAUCCGUCGCUAAGGGUCCUUGAGCAAGAGAAUGGAGAAUUGGCGAUGAUCACCGCCGGGGAGAUGCACUUGCAAAAAUGCCUGAAAGAUUUGGAGGAUAUGGGUUUCAUUGGUUUGGAGGUUUCGGAGCCGAUCGUCCCCUUCCAAGAAACUGUCAUCCCCGACCCGACGUUGACAGCCACGGAAAUCGCGAGUCAAGUUGCGGAAUGCCGUCUGCGUGAUGAAGCACUAUACCUCAAAAUUCGUGUGGCACCUCUAUCGGCAGAACUUUUGGCCAUGCUCGAGCGGUCGGUCGAGACUUUGCGAAAAAUCCGGAAGGGUGCAUCCGAUGAGGCGGCAUUAUUGACAUUCAAGAAUAAGCUGAUCUCGACGGCUUGCGAGACACUUCCUGCGAUGCGAGGAACAUGGUGGCACAAAAAGAGCCAGGAAGAAAUAACCUCUCUAUUCGAACGUAUCUGGUGCUUUGGACCGGAAAAGGCCCGCUCCAACAUUAUGUUCAACAACAUACCUGGCUAUGAGAACCGAACUCUUUGGAACCGCGAUGAGUUCCUGCGUCCGCUUGAUAACAGCAUUUGCACGGGAUGGGAACUAUUCUGUGGGGCUGGCCCGCUUGCCAACGAGCCAAUGCGAGGAGUGGCAGUGAUCAUCGAAGAAUGGCGGAUUGAUGAAUCGGACUCGGCAGCUGUCGGCCAACUCGUCACAGCCGUCAAGCAGAGCUGCAAAGCCUCAGCCCAGAAGAAUUCAUUGAGACUUGUCGCUGCCAUGUAUAAAUGCGUGGUGACGACGACGAGCAGCGCCCUCGGCAAGGUACACAUGGUGUUGUCCCAACGCAGGGCUAAGACAUUAUCCGAAGAUAUCAAUGAAGCUACGGGGCUCUUCGAGGUCAACGCCGUUUUGCCAGUCGUCGAAAGUUUCGAUUUUUGCGAGCAAUUGAGGACGAAAACGAGCGGCAUGGCCAGUGGUCAACUAGAAUUCUCCCAUUGGCAAACUGUCGAAGAGGAUCCUUACUGGGUGCCAACGACACAAGACGAAAUCGAGGAGUUUGGCGUGAAAGGAGAUUCGAUUAAUCAUGCAAAAUUAUAUAUGGACACCAUUCGACGGCGCAAGGGUCUCCCCACCGACGACCUGAUCGUCGUCUCUGCGGAGAAACAGCGAAAUCUAAAGAAAAACAAA